AGAAUAAGGAGAAUAAGGAGAAUAAGGAGAAGAAGAAGAAGAAGAAGAAGAAGAAGAAGAAGAAGUGAAACGGUUUUAAUGGUUCAAGAUGACGACUUCAUGGAGUGACCGUCUGCAGAACUAUGCCGACAUACCAGCCAACAUGGAUGGUGUGGCCAUGAAGAAAUACCGACGUGAAGCUCACCACAGAGUGUUUGUGAACCGAAGCUUGGCCAUGGAGAAGAUCAAAUGUUUUGGUUUUGAUAUGGAUUACACUCUGGCAGUGUAUAAAUCUCCUGAGUAUGAGUCGCUGGGCUUCGACUUGACAGUGGAGCGCCUGGUGUCCAUUGGAUAUCCACAAGAGCUGCUCAACUUUGUCUACGACCCCUCCUUCCCCACCAGAGGUCUGGUGUUUGACACAAUGUAUGGCAACCUGCUCAAAGUGGAUGCCUAUGGGAACAUCCUAGUUUGUGUGCACGGAUUCAACUUCUUGAGAGGACCUGAUAUCAGAGAGAUGUACCCCAACAAAUUCAUUCAACGUGGAGACACCGACCGCUUCUACAUCCUCAACACACUCUUCAACCUGCCUGAGACGUACCUCUUUGCUUGCCUGGUUGAUUUCUUCAGUAACUGCUCCAGAUACUCAAGUUGUGAGACUGGCUUCAAAGACGGUGACCUUUUCAUGUCCUACAAGAGCAUGUUCCAGGACGUCCGGGACGGCGUGGACUGGGUUCAUUUCAAGGGCUCCUUAAAAGAAAAAACAGUUGAAAACCUGGAGAAGUACGUGGUGAAGGAUCCGAAGCUUCCUCUCCUCCUCAGUCGCAUGAACGAAGUAGCCAAAAUAUUUCUGGCCACCAACAGUGAUUACAAAUACACAGAGAAAAUUAUGACCUACCUGUUUGACUUUCCUCACGGCCCAAAGCCAGGUACACCCCACCGGCCCUGGCAGUCCUACUUUGACCUGAUCCUUGUGGACGCCCGCAAGCCAGUGUUCUUUGGGGAGGGAACGGUGCUGCGGCAGGUCGACACUACCACCGGUCGGCUGAAGAUCGGCACAUACACCGGACCUCUCCAGCAUGGUAUUGUUUACUCUGGAGGUUCUUCAGACAUCGUGUGUGACUUGCUGGGGGCUAAAGGAAAGGACAUCAUCUACAUUGGAGACCACAUUUUUGGUGACAUUCUCAAAUCCAAGAAGCGUCAGGGCUGGAGGACUUUCCUGGUGAUACCUGAGCUGGCCCAGGAGUUACAUGUGUGGACCGACAAGAGCUCCAUAUUUGAGGAGCUUCAGUCGUUGGACUGCUUCCUCGCAGAGCUUUACAAGCAUCUGGACAGCAGCAGCAAUGAGAGGCCGGACAUCAGCUCACUGCAGAGACGGAUUAAGAAAGUCACCCAUGACAUGGACAUGUGCUACGGCAUGAUGGGAAGCCUGUUUCGCAGUGGAUCCCGACAGACGCUGUUUGCCUCUCAAGUGAUGCGCUACGCUGACCUGUACGCCGCCUCCUUCAUCAACCUGCUGUACUACCCCUUCAGCUACCUGUUCCGAGCGGCACAUGUGCUGAUGCCUCACGAGUCGACAGUGGAACACACCCACGUCAACAUCAUCGACACAGAGUCGCCGCUGGCAACGAGGAACCGCCACGACGUGGACCUCAAGGAGAUGGAGUGCAAACGGCACCAGCUGACCCGGUCCAUUAGCGAGAUCCAGCCCCCCCACUUCUUCCCUCAGGCUCCACAGGAGAUCACCCACUGCCAUGACGAGGAUGAUGACGAGGAAGAGGAGGAGGAAGAGUAGAUGGAAGGAAGAGCAGAUGAGAUUUGCUCUCACAUUCAGUAAAUCCUGUUUUAAUGUUUUAAGGUGAUGUUUUCUUUGAUUAAUAGCUUUCGGCUGUAGCAGCUGAGUCUGGCUGUCAGAGCCACUUGUUGACCUGGUCCUGUACGUGAUCUGGACUACUGCACAUUCAAGUGGUCCUGCUGCAUCCCUGGUAACUGCAUCUGUCCAUGGUUUAAGAGAGGACUCUAAAGUGAGUUUAGAUUCAUGUCUGUUGAGUGUAACAUUCAGGCAGUGGGAUGGUUGUGUCUACAAUGUGAAAGAAAGGAAGUGCGUUACUGAGGUGGAGCAGCUGUUGGUUGUGGGAUCCUCACGGCUCUGCUGGGUGUGUUUGAGAUGGGAAUCAUUCAGGUUAGCAGUCCAGUGUACAUUUAUUCAUUGUUUAUUCUACUUACUCCUGCACAUCUCGUUGUAAGACAUGCAUGACACUUUGGUGAAGAAGUUAAUCUUGAUCUAUUUUAACCUUCUUCAAGGAACAAUCCACCCUAAAACGGUUGAGAUGGCCACGUUCAUACUUGGCAUUUUUGGGACCGUAUUGUUUUUUUGAGGUGACUUUUCUUUUCCACUUCCAAAGAAUAAUGGCCAAAUGAAGGGAUCUGAUAUGUUGAGGUUUUUCAACACAGCUAGAAUUGAACAGAAGAAAUGGUUAGAUUAGAGUAAAUAUCUGGUGGUGUGAGAUGCUGUUUCUUCAGCAGAGCCGAAUGCAGUGCAACAACAGGAUGAGAUGUUUGGAAUGUCAUCAGCUUGCCUCACUGUUGAAAAACAACCGGUUUUCAUCCCUUUGGGCUUUUUUGAAAGGAAUUCGUAGAAAUGUAGGGACUACAUAAUGACACAUUUGAGGGUGAACAGAAUGGAACUGUAGUUUGUGUAUUAAACACAGCUAAUGAAACUAGACUCAGCUAGAAAACAGCUCCACCCCAGAAGAAAUGUUGUUCUGUUCAGCAGAGACUUUGUAAUGCCUGCUGCGCUGAGCUGAACAACAGGAAAUUGCUGACACCAUAUCACAUGCUACCAACAUAUCAUAACUUCUAAGAGAACCUUCUCUUACUUAAUUUCCCCAGUCAUUUCCUCACUGUGUUAUAAAGUAAGUAUCCCACAGAGUCAAAAUAACCUGGGGGCCAACAAUGUCACCCUGACGUCCUUCUGUUACAUAUCGUUGCUGCGUUAUGUGUUUUUAAAAUGACUGUAAAAGUAAUGUAGAUAUUACACCCUGCACAUGGACUGUGAAACGGUUACUGCCUUACUCAUCUCGCUCGGAGUUGAUACAGUGAGUGUGGAUGAAAAUUCUCAGUAUAUUAAACAGUGUAAUUAUGUUUUCAAUAUGAAUGUUGAAUUGUUUUCAUCUGGAGAUUGACAGGUCAAAUGAUUGGAAGCCUAUUUCUGCCUUGAAAAAAGAAAAGAUGAGUUAAAAUUGAUUGACCUAAGAAUACUUAGGCGGGUUUUAUUGAAAGCUACCAAGUCAGUGUUUUGACUUUCAAAGUCAACAUCAUGAGACACCAAGUCAUAAUUAGGAGUCAAAAUUUUGACUGAAAUCAGAUUGACUUCAGAAUUAUGAGAUAGUAAGCAAGUCAAAAUUCACACUUACUAUCGUUAUUAUUUUGACGUGUUUGACCAUUGAAUUUGAAUCGUUUUUUGGCGGAUUGUAAUAAUUUUGAAGUCAAGUCAGUUUAUUAGAUAAUAAAUUGGAAUCAUGAGAUGAGUCAAAAUUUUGAUUUGCUUAGUAUCCAAGUUUGACAUGCUGUCUCACAGGUCAGACUCACCAUGAGUGUGUGUAUUGGUGUCAUAUGGAAGGCUUUGUGAAUGUAUUUCUGCUGACAGUAGAGCUGUCUCACAGAGCUGAACCUGCUGCUGUUCUGAUCUCGUCCGUCACCGCUGCUGUCUGCUGUCAACAUGCUGUCACUUACUGUCAACGUAAUGAGGAUGUAUUUUAGUAUGUUUUAGUGCUGAUACGGUUGUUUUACCUUGAUUUUUAUCAUCUUUUUGUCACUGCUUUGAUUUGAAAGGACCUCAGAGGUGAACCUGUCUGUCAAGUCAGGCCUGCUGAGUUGAUCACACAGUAUGGAGCCUUAUUUAAGGUGGACUGUGGCCCUCUCUGAGUCACAGAGUGUGUGAUUCUGCUGUUUGUGUGUUAUAGCCCCACACAAGUUGUUGAUGCUGCCCCGUCCUGUUUGGACUGAAGAGACAUCGUCUGCUGUCCUUGUUGUGGGCCAGAGCCUGUCUAAAUGUCCUGCUCUCAGUGAGAUAUGUGCUCCAAUGGACAGUUGAUUGUUUGACUUGUUCAGCCCUGUUGCACCUUGGAAUGUUUAUCUUGUUAUUUGAGUAUGGGAGCAAUAGUAGACUGUGUUACUCUGCUGCUGUUCAGCUCAAAGGUUUCAGAGUGGGAACAUGCUUCAGUGUGGACAAGCGAGCAGGACCAGUGAUUUCACGUUUUCAGUUUGAUAUUCAAGUUGUCUCACAACUGUUUAGCAUGCCUGUUAAAUGACAGUCAGCUUUGCAAGGUAGCUUAGACUUUGAGAGAGUCCAGUGCAAAUUGAACCAAAUGAAUGUUUUUUUUAUUUUAUUUUUACCAGAAAAAGUAAAUGCAUGUGUUGAAGUUACAUUUUUCUGCUGAUUUAUCUGAAAAGUUGCCUUUGUUUUGAAGAAUGUUGAAAAGCAGUGAUGCUGCGGUGGUGAUGGUUUGGCUGAUAUUUGUAAUAAACUUUCUGAUCUGAUAUUG
Molecule: messenger RNA, 4523 nt
Organism: Chelmon rostratus (copperband butterflyfish)
Lineage: Eukaryota; Metazoa; Chordata; Actinopteri; Chaetodontiformes; Chaetodontidae
Gene: nt5c2a
Product: 5'-nucleotidase, cytosolic IIa
Exons: 18
Coding region: 89-1771 (560 amino acids)
Molecular function (GO): 5'-nucleotidase activity
Source: RefSeq, a predicted model, not a curated record